Seriola dumerili (greater amberjack) is the source of this 2254-nucleotide messenger RNA. RefSeq names its product down-regulator of transcription 1 (gene dr1). The coding region runs from base 676 to 1206 and encodes 176 amino acids. Gene Ontology annotation, cellular component: negative cofactor 2 complex. The transcript has 3 exons. Gene Ontology annotation, molecular function: core promoter sequence-specific DNA binding; protein heterodimerization activity; TBP-class protein binding. Gene Ontology annotation, biological process: chromatin remodeling; positive regulation of transcription by RNA polymerase II; RNA polymerase II preinitiation complex assembly. The record is from RefSeq and is a predicted model, not a curated record. Lineage: Eukaryota; Metazoa; Chordata; Actinopteri; Carangiformes; Carangidae.
UUUGUUUGACGUUGUAUCCGGACAAAUCUAAGCUAACAUUGUCCAGAAUACAAAAUUAUAAAUGAAUUGCUAGUAGCUUUAAGAUUGUUUGACAUGUUUGGCAUAUUUGGUGGAUGAAAGGACGAAUUACUCGCUGUGUUGUAUCAACUUUAUUCUACUCGUCGUCUCUUUCUAGCCAACUAUUUAGCUACAUAUGGCAGGGACAGUUCAUUGUUAGCCUAGCUUUAGCCAUGCUCUCAGACUUCGCUUUCACUUGUCUUCUGGGUUGCGGCUUGCUUGCGACAGGGACCACGGCUACUAGCUAGCUUGUUAGCUAGCUAGCUAAGCAUUUUCUCUAGUAUCAACGUCGUUUUUGUGUUUUCUUAUUUGUGCUUUAACGUUUCUCGGAUAUUUCAUUAUUGGUCUCAUUCCGUUUAGAAGCAACACUGUGUAGAAACUCCACUAAGUCCGCUUUAACGAAUAAACUUAGCUGUUAGCUUAGUUGGCAAGCUAGGCAGCCGGCUAACUUUGAGGAAACGUCUCUUGGCUUGAUGACAUUUAAGUCGGUGUUUACGUUGUAUUGACCCCGUUAUCUUCAUUAAGGGUUAGGGUGUCAACGUGUGCUAACUUUUGCCACCACUCAGCCAAGGAUCGGAGUUUUCAUUUAUCUGGUUUGUGAUCAUUUUUCCUGCCACGAUGGCUUCUUCCUCUGGAAACGACGACGACCUCACGAUCCCCAGGGCAGCUAUCAACAAGAUGAUUAAAGAAACUCUCCCUAACGUACGAGUGGCUAACGACGCCAGGGAGCUCGUGGUUAACUGUUGCACAGAGUUCAUACACCUCAUAUCUUCGGAAGCCAAUGAAAUAUGCAACAAGUCAGACAAGAAAACCAUAUCUCCUGAGCAUGUCAUCAACGCCCUUGAAAGCCUCGGUUUCGCAUCAUACAUCACCGAGGUGAAAGACGUCCUGCAGGAGUGUAAAACUGUGGCUCUGAAAAGGAGGAAGGCCAGCUCUCGACUUGAGAACCUGGGCAUCCCAGAGGAAGAGCUCCUCAGACAACAACAGGAAUUAUUUGCCAAGGCACGGCAGCAGCAGGCAGAGCUUGCCCAGCAGGAGUGGUUGCAGAUGCAGCAGGCCGCCCAGCAGGCACAGAUGGCGGCAGCAUCUGCCAGCGCCGCCCAGCAGGCCGGUUCCUCUCAGGAUGAAGACGAAGAGGAUGACAUGUGAUCCCAGGACGCCGUUCAACUUGUCCAACUCCCUUCCUGGGACAGUGUUGGCACACAAAUCUCCCAGUACUGUCAUAGGCAGAGACGUGAUGCGUGUUUCACAGCUGGUAUACAUCAGUGAAACAUGGGAAAUGCACAUUUGGAAUGGACAGUGAAGAGAAUGAUGGAGGGGGAUUUGAAGAUUGCCACCCGUUCAUAUAACAGUACCUGCAAAUGAUUUGGAUUGAGAGGCUGUUGAUGAAGUUUUUGAUUAGUCUCAUCUCCCCCCUUUUUUUCUAAUUGCUUCUGUUAAAUUUUGUCUUGAUCUUAUGUUGUGAGUAAUUUGUAGAAUUCUGGAUGUGUUGUGGACACCCUGAAGGCAGCCGUUGCCUGGGAUUUGUCGGUGAAUUUCAGUGAUAAUGCUGCAAGUGUUCGCUCAAUAGCUUACUUUUGUUAUCCAUUUUACUGGAUCACUUUGGUGGUUUAGGAGAACUGGUUUGGAAUAAUUUCAGAGAUGUCAAUUCCUCCUUUCUUGUGGUUUGAUGGUCAUUUUUACAGGAAGGGUUUUCUUCACCCCGUCUUGGUAUAUUUGUUCAACAGAGGAUGAUUUGAGCGCUUGUGAAUAUUGGAAUUGUUUUUGUCAAGUAGAGGAAUAAAUUGACAUUUAGCUUAAUUUUAGCUCAGUCAAAUAUUUUAUGUUGCAUACUCUUCUACCUUGAACCACACACAGUAUUGCUCAUUAGCUGCACCUUUCAGAAACAGAAUAUUUUUGUCUCAUAGAACCAAAGACAGAGGACAGACUAACAGCCCAGACUUAGUGUAUUUUAAAGGUGUAGGUGCUAAUGUAAUUCUUGUUGCUGACUCCAGGUCUGUUAAGGAUUAUCAACCUAUGACUUUGUAAGAUGCUUUGAUAUUCAGGCUGAAUUUGUUAUUUCCCCUCUGCACGGGUGCAGUAUCAAACAUUUGCAUUGUGACUGUGGUCAGUCCUCAGUGUAAAGGCAAGUAACCUAGUUGUGAUACACAUACUUCAAACUUGUAUUCUUUAAGCAAUAAAGGAAUUGUGUUUUAUA